Molecule: messenger RNA, 1828 nt
Organism: Hyposmocoma kahamanoa
Lineage: Eukaryota; Metazoa; Arthropoda; Insecta; Lepidoptera; Cosmopterigidae
Product: zinc finger protein 614-like
Exons: 6
Coding region: 167-1450 (427 amino acids)
Biological process (GO): regulation of transcription by RNA polymerase II
Cellular component (GO): nucleus
Molecular function (GO): zinc ion binding; DNA-binding transcription factor activity; RNA polymerase II cis-regulatory region sequence-specific DNA binding
Source: RefSeq, a predicted model, not a curated record
ACGACUCCAUCACUACUUUACAUUUGUUUGACAUUACGAACGAUACGACUAACAAAAGAUCUGUGCAAAAGAUGGUGUUUUUGUGCUGAAUGUACUUAUGAUGGUUUUACGUGUAAUAAAUCAAUAAAAAGAAAUUGCUGGACCACAAAUAUCCUUUCCUUUCACGAUGAAGCUACAAACUUGCAGGAUAUGUCUGGCGACGGGCGUUAAAAUGUCUAGUAUCGGUGGUACACAAGUUAAGAAUUUUUUGGAAAAUAUUUUUAAAAGCAAUGGGUAUACUCAGGAUUUGGAUGAGCGCCAUUAUGCAUGUUACGAAUGUAAGGCACUAUUGCAGAAAACCUACAACUUCAUACAGAAAACUUUAAGAGCACAGAAAGCUAUGUAUGACAUUCUGCAAGAACAUGAUAGUGUCAACAUAGUAGCUCUCAGAAGUAUAGACAGAUGCAGCUUAGGUCUAAUAUCAACAUUAGGCUAUCACCAAGUUGGUGUAGAUUUUCAUAUAGACGAAGAAGAUAACAUAUUGAAAGGAACCUUGGGUGAAGAAAUAGAUUCAAAGGAAGAAUUAAAGAAAAUUACUGUGGAAGUUGAUUCUGAUGAAAUACUGUAUGACGAAAGCUCUUUUAUGGUUGAAGUUAAAGUUAAACAAGAAGAAAUUGAUGAACCCCAAUCUGAGGAUGUUGAUGAGUUUGCAGACCAAAUUACUUAUGCUACAGAAAUUGCGGUGCCAGAUGUGUCAGUACAGAAAGACAAGAGAACAAUAAGAAAAGAGAAAACUAAACAAGAUGAGACCCGUCUUCCUGUUAAGAAGAGAAAAAGGAGGAACAAGGGUACACCCAGAGGGAGACCUAGAGUACACUUUGAAAUUGAUGGCAGAGAAUAUCCUAGAAAAUGUGAUCAUUGCAACUACAUGGUUGAGCAAAAGAAGAUACACUACAAACAUUAUUUGUUUUGUCACCCAAAUGUGGUAUACCCUUACCAUGUGAAACCUAAAUUCGUCUGUCAGUUCUGUGGAAUUAGCAAAAGGACAGAACGGCGUCUCCGAGACCAUGAGUUGACACACGGAGAGAAACAAGUAGAAUGUCCAGACUGCAAACGCAAAUUUCACAAUCAUACGCAGCUCUACCGCCAUAAUCAACGUGUCCAUGUUGAAAAGCAGAUGUUGAUAUGUGACUAUUGCCGAAAGGGGUUCAAAGUGAAAUCGGAGCUUAUGUUGCAUAUACGGACGCAUACUGGCGAGAAGCCGUUUAAAUGCGACAUCUGCGGCGCGGCAUUCGCACAUCGCGGGAACGUCGGCGUACACGUCCGCAACGUGCAUCAAAAAGAUGCGCCACAAAGAAAACCCAACAACAAAACAAAAAAUUUAACCAAUUACGCAAUGGAAUGCAUGUAUGCCAUGGAUUGUAGUUACGCUGACCCCAGCAUUACGCCUAGUACUAUGGAUACAGAAUAAAGUGAGGAAUUUUAUUCUUGUUUAGCUAUUAAUAUAGCCACAUGUGAUCAUAUAUCAAAGUACUAUACCCCGUGAAAGUCAUAACAAUACUAUAAAACUAAAUGACACAAAUAAUGUAUGACGCACUGCCAUUACAAUAGUGUUGGUGUUGUAUCUCAAAAUAUAUGCAAUUCAAGAUUGUAUCAUUGCUGAAACUAAAAUUUGGUUUGAAGGCACAUGCCACAACCAGAGGAUAUUGAAUCUAUUGGAGACAGGAAAGUCCUUCAGUUCUUCAAUGCUGCCGGCCUUGGCUUUGCACUGUAAUUAGUGGUAAUCACAAUAGAUCAGUCAGUGGUCGCAGUGAUGAGGGGAUGCAUAGACCCUGAAUGAAGCCACUCU